Ilyonectria robusta is the source of this 1284-nucleotide messenger RNA. RefSeq names its product major facilitator superfamily domain-containing protein. Gene Ontology annotation, molecular function: transmembrane transporter activity. The transcript is spliced from 5 exons. The record is from RefSeq and is a predicted model, not a curated record. Bases 1 to 1284 code for a protein of 427 amino acids. Lineage: Eukaryota; Fungi; Ascomycota; Sordariomycetes; Hypocreales; Nectriaceae. Gene Ontology annotation, biological process: transmembrane transport. Gene Ontology annotation, cellular component: fungal-type vacuole membrane.
AUGUCCACAACCACACUCGAUGCCGCUACCCUAGAGAGCGGGAAGAACAGCCCUUUGGAAAUCAAUGACAAGACUCCAGAACUACGGGAAGGCGGCACACGGGCUUGGCUGACGGUGGCCGGCUCUUCAGCUGCUUUGUUUGUCACAUUUGGAUGGGUCAAUUGUAUCGGGUUGUUUCAAGCGCAAUACGAGAUGGUUCAGUUGAAAGAAUACUCGAGCUCCGUCAUCUCGUGGAUCCCCUCGGUAGAGUUCUUUUGCAUGCUUUUCUUCUCACCCGUCGGCGGAAGGCUAUUCGAUAACUAUGGCCCCCGGGUUCCAAUCCUCAUCGGGUCCUUCAUGCACGUCUUUGGCUUGAUGAUGCUCAGCAUCUCGAGCGAGUACUACCAAAUCAUGCUGAGCCAGUCCAUCUGUUCCGGAAUCGGAUCCUCCCUAGUUUUCUCUCCAGCUCUCACUGCUGCUCAAACAUACUUCCAGAAGAAGCGAGGGAUCGCCCUGGGUCUCGUAGUCGCAGGCUCCUCCAUCGGGGGUGUUGUCUUUCCGCAAAUGGUCCAGCACCUGAUGCCCAGCGUGGGAUUCGGCUGGGCGGUUCGCACCUGUGCGUUCCUGAUCAUGGGGAUGCUGAUCUUUGCCAACGUGACCAUCACGUCCAACUGGGAGCACAAGCCGCAGACCUUUGACAUCAUGUCCUACGUGCGGCCCGUUGGCGAGGCGAAUUUCUGUAUUAUGGCCGCUUCUUGCUUCUUCCUCUACUGGGGCAUGUUUGUGCCGUUCAACUACAUUGUGACUGAGGCGAUCCACUACGGGAUGAAGCAGUCCUUGGCAAUUUCUCUCGUCCCCAUCAUGAACGGGGCAAGCUUCUUUGGGCGGACGGUACCCAACUACGUGGCUGACAAAGUUGGCCGCUUCAAUGUCAUGAUUGUGAUGGUAUUUCUCUCAGCUGUCGUGGUCCUAGGCCUAUGGCUCCCCGGCCGAGGUGACGGUGCGCUAAUCGCCUUUGCCGUUCUCUUUGGUAUCACUUCCGGCGCUGGCAUUGGCCUGGGUCCAGUACUCAUCACCAACAUCUCGCCUCCUGAGGAGCUUGGUUUCAGAAUGGGCACCAUCCUGUCUAUUGCAGCGAUUGGCACACUGACCAGCCCUCCAAUCGCGGGAGCAAUUGUGACAGAUGACGGAGGUAGCUACAGGUACGCCGCGGUGUUUGCCGGGGUGAACUUUCUCAUUGCGGGCCUUGGGAUUGGGCUGCUCCGCGCGCGACUGGAGGGGUGGAAAAUAAAUGCAAAGAUCUAG